AUUGAUUAUAAUAAUAUGCAAAUUUUAUUCUAUGGUUUAUAUUUGUGCAAAAUAUGAUUUAAAACAAAAAAAGUAACUAAAAUAAAGCAACUUUAUCAAUAUAACCUAUUAAAUCUUACAACUCCAAAACAUAUAAGGAAAAACUCAUAAACAAGAAACAUUUUGUGUCAUUAUUGUUGUUAUUAUUAUGAAAAUAAAUGUCAAUUGCAAAUCCACACACUUAACAGUUGUUUCCUACUGCUGUAGUGCUGCUGCUGAAUAGAGAACGUAUGUGCGAGCGUGUGAAUUGUUUUGAUUUUUCUUCUUCAUUUCUUGUAUUUUCCCCAUUUUGCUGCCUAUUGUUUUAUGUGUUUUUUUUGGGGAAAAUCUUUUGUUCAUAAAAUCAAAACCAACAACAACAGCCAGCUCUAAAGCAUAACUAAGGAUUACAAUUCUGUUUUGGAACACGGAGAAUAACAACUACAAAAAAAACAAACAAACAAAAUAACUAAAAUAAAAAUGUUGACUUCAAAAAGGGACCAACUUUUGUUUUGCUGAUCGAAGAAAAAUUCUUCUUGUCUAAGAGAAGUAACGGUUCUUACCGAAUACUUUAUAAGCAACAAACAAAACUUCAUGAACACAUUGUACCAUGUCAACACGCAAAUCAACACUAGCUUCUCCAAUAGCUCAAGGGACGAAGGUGGAAAAUGCCUCAACAUCAUCCACUACACACACUACAAAAUCUUUAGAGAAAACAAAUGCCUGCUCACCAACGGCAGACAGACCAGAAAUGGGAGCUAAUGCCUCUUCCAACGCGAACAUAGUUAAUACAAGUGAUUCAAAAGCAACAGAACAAAUCCAAAAAACAAAUCAAGAUACUAAACCAUUUCUACAGAGAGUUACAAGGAACUCGCCACUUUUGCUGGCAUCGCCGCUUGUUGGCGGCAUAACAAUUAAAAAAGAGCCGUUGGAUCCAAACGAACAUCAUACAAAUAGUGAAAGUGAGGAGGUAGGUGGAGCCACCAAUACUACUACAAAUACAAAGAAAACAAACAUAAGGGGGCGUAAGUCACUUAAGGAACAUAAAGAAUUGGCGGAGAAAGAAGAAGACAUAGAGGCCAAAGAAAAAACAAAAGACAAAGAAGAUAUUGUAAAAGAGACAAAAGAAGAACAUACGGAAAAGAAAGAGCUGAAAGAACAAAUUGAGCAAAAAGAUACAACUACAUCAUCUGUUCAGCCAACUACAACAACUGCCUCAAAUCGUUUGACCCGUAAAUCUGUGGCAAACCAAGAAGCUGCCAAUACUCGUGUUACCAGACAGCGUCAGUCUAGCGGAGCUUCAGCACGUUCCGAAACUCCUCCAGCGAGGUUCAGAAGUGGUCGUUGCAUAGGAAGAGGCAAAAUGCCAGUACCAAUGAUUGAUCCUACUCCUGCAGUCACAAAACGCAAACGUUCUGUGGAUGUAGAUAAUGCCACAAGCGUCAAUAAAUCCACUAUAGAUGAACCAGGUCCAAAAUAUAUCAAAAUAGAGGUCAAAGAUCCAGAUAUAGAUAAUGAGGAAGUAUUGCUGUCUUCACAAAAUACCAGUGCCAGUUCGGAGAGUACUGAUGAACCCACAAUUAAAAUCAAGCAAGAACUUGUAGAUGAAAGUGAAAAUGAAAUGCCUGCAACUUCAGAAUCCACUGCAACAACUGCCAACACCUCUUCAGCAAGCACAGCAGUUAAUACAAAUUCUGGCAGAGGCAAAGGAAAUCGAGGAGGCCCCAGAAAAUCGACUACUAUCUCUUCCACAACAUCAACUACCAAUAAUUCGCCUAGUACUCGAGCUACUCGCCAGACAAAACAAACCUCACCGGUUCAAAGCAACAGCACAUCAACAGAAACUAAAAGAAGACGUAUGGGCUCACAGACACGAAGUCUAUUAAAAACGAAUGUUGGCAGUAAUUCCAAGAACCAGCCUGCAAAUGAAGAAGAUGAAGACUCUAAAGAUAGUGAAGCUUCCUCAACAAACACAGACGACAUUGUUUUGGCACUGAUCAAAAGUGAGAAAAUCUCCAUGGAAAUGGAUGACGACAACACCAAUGAUGCCAAGGAACAGCCUGUUACCGUUGAAAAGGACGAAUGUAUUAAAACAGUUGUUGUAGCUGCAGAAGAAAGUAAUGAUUUGCCACCCUUAGUGAUUGACACAGAUGUAGCGCCAUCAACAAGCGGCGAAAAUGUAGAAAUUGUUGAAUCGACAGCCGCUUUAACACCUGUAGCAGCCAGUUGUUCGUCUUUGGCCUCUGGUUCUGAAAAAGCUGCCUCUUUGAGCCCUUCUGAGUUGCUGAGCGAAGGUGUAUCCGAAAUCAGUGUUAAACAGUUUUAUAAAAAACCGAAAUUUUUGGAAAAUAACUUGGGCAUAGAAGAAGAUCCUAAAUUGGGCAAUAUAGUGCAGAAAGUAGCUGGUAUGGAACCAACAGCAGCAGUAACAGUAACAACACCAGCUUUAACAAUAUCUACGGCUCCCGCAGUGACAGCCACAACAAUAACAAAAACUACCACGUCUGAUGUGCGCAUACUAGAUGAUUCUAAUUCAAAUGAAUCCCUUAAUGAGGGAACUUUACGUUUUGAAGAAAGUAUUGAGGAAAAGAAAUCUACAUCUCAAGAUGAUUGCAAUAGUUUAAGUUCUGGUGGCAAUUUAACACCACUACUAAUCGUGGAAGACGAUGAUGAUGAAGAACUAGAGGAAGUAAUUGAAAUUAAAGAGAAUGCUGCUCAAAUGCCAGAAACUUCACAAAUAGAAAAAUCAUUACAAAACACUGCAACUAAAACUGAGACUUUAAGCGAUAUUGUAGAAAAAGAAAAUCUAAAACUUAAUGUCAUCGACGUUGAUGAGGAGGAAGAAACCGAACGGGAUCAUGAUCAAGAAGAUGAAUUAACUUUAGAAGAAAGUGAAACUAUAUCCAUGGACAAUAAUGCAUCGAUAAAUGAUGAGGUUAUAACAGAAAUCGAAGAUACAGCAAAUGAAGAAAAUAUAACUGAAAUCGAGGAUUUUACCGAUGUUACGGAAGUAAUACAAAAACCCAGCAAACCAGAUGCAACAGUUGCCCCGACUGUUCAGGAUAAAAAUAAAUCAUCACUUAAUGAAUCUUGUGACGAUGAAUUUACAAAACUUGAACUCAUUAUCGAUGAUAAGGAAAAUUCAUCACCAGCAAAUAUCGUUACUGAUGUAAUCAGUCUUGACGUUUCUACUCCUACAACAACAGCUGAGGAUGAAGAUAAUGAUGUUUUGGCAAAAAUAGAUGCAGAAUUGAAGAAAAUCGAUGAACGUAGCAAAGAAAAACUUAUAACUAAGGGAGAGGACAAGUUGGCAGUUGCACAUGUUUUAAACUCAGCCGAAGAGAGAGUUAAGGAUUCUAUAGAUGAACUUAUUGUUUCCCAUGAAAGUAUGGAUAUUGAUGGUGACGUUAAAUUAUCUGAUGAAGACGAAGCUAAAAUUAACACCAAAGAUGAAGCAAUUAUUGAUGAUGUAUUGGAUAUUAAAUUAGAUGAUGAGCAGCCCUUAAUUAUUGCUGAAGAUAUUAAACUAUUAGAUGGCAAAGAUAAAACAAGCGAUGACGAAGAUGUGGGCAUUGGCAGUGAUAUGGAUAGUUUAUUAAAAGAUGAAAAAACGGAGAUUAAAGAUAAUUUGGUUAAGACAUCAUCUUCUGACACUGAAAUCGAGGUUUUAAAUGGCAAACCCACACCGACCUCUUCAUUGGGCAGUUCGCCCAUCAAACUGGGUUUAGUACUAAUAAAAGAUGAUGAUUCAACAUCCAUGAAAUCGGGACAAUCAGCAACGUCGUGGAUAACACUUGAUCUGGAAAAUGAUGAUGAGGAAACACUGAGGAAAAAAGAAUUACACCUACAGAAUUUGGGCUUGGUAACACACAAGGCGGCCGAAAAGCGACGCUUAGAAGUUAUCCAAAGUUCAGCCGCGAAUGUGGAGGCCUCAAAGGCAGCCACACAACAUCAACAACAGAACAAAAGAAAUGGUAAAAAUUCAUCUCAUGCUGCAUCCACACAUCACGAGUAUACUGGUACAUUGAAAACAAUCAUCAAAAUUAAUCGUAAUUCAACAGGUGGUUCGACCAGUGGUGGUAGCAAUGGACGCAAAACGCAAAGCAACACAGCCGGUUCUUCUACGUCCAAAGAACAACAACAGCAACAAAGGCGUCAAUCAUUGAAAAUGACAUUCCAAAAAGGACGUGCUCGUGCCCAUGGUACUGGCAAUAGUGAUCGUUCUCAGCAAGAUCGUGAAGGUCAUGGUGAAGACAGUUAUUAUACUAUACAAAAUGAGACUGAAGGUGCGCUUCAAAAAAUUCAUUCUUUUCCUACAACCUCUACUACCUCUGUAACUAGAUUAGCUUUAACACAUACUAACAAUAAUAAUAACAAUAUCGUUAAAAACUUAACCACCACGUAUGCUAGAAAAUCAUAUAAUUAUCGUUAUAAUCAUCAACAUCAUACGCAUAGUGCCACCUCUAACAACACUGCCCAUAUUUAUGAAUUGGAAUCUCAUGACCAUGUGGCUGGUGUGACCAAUAAAAAAGACGAAAAAGAAGAAAUUCUUAUACCGGAAAAGGCAUCAUCUUUCAAAUUUCAUCCGGGACGUUUGUGUGAAGAUCAAUGUUUCUAUUGUAGUGGCAAAUUUGGUCUAUACGAUACACCCUGUCAUGUGGGCCAAAUAAAAUCCAUGGAAAGACAACAAAAAAUCUUAGCCAAUGAAGAAAAACUAACGGUGGAUAACUGUUUGUGUGAUGCCUGUUUCCGUCAUGUUGAUCGUCGGGCCAAUGUACCCUCAUAUAAGAAACGUCUAUCAGCACCAGGAAAUUUAGAAUCCCUUGCUUCUACAUCAUCGAAAUCCACUGAGAACCAACAAUAUGAUGAUCAACAUAAUGCCGAAACAGAAGGUGGCGAUGGUUUCACGGCAAACGCCACUUCACGCAAAUGUUUAGUACCCGACUGUGUACAUCCUGCAGCCCACUCACUAAGACGUAAAUGUAUACGCAAAAGUGUCAAAAAGUUCUUGCUUAAAUUUGAGAUUCCAGCGGGUGUGGCCAGUGUUUGGCUGUGUCAGUCUCACUAUGAUACAGUAAUACAAUGUUCUGGCUGUGUUUUAUGCAAGAGACGUUUGGGCAAAAAUCACAUGUAUCACAUAACAUCGGACACUGAUCGUUUGGAAAAGGCCUUGUGUGAAAUGGGCAUACCCGUGCAAUUGGGCAUUGGCACCGCUGUUUGUAAACUUUGCCGAUAUUUUGCCAAUUUACUGAUGAAACCGCCAGAUAGCACCAAAUCUCAAAAGGCGGAAUUUGUUAAAAACUAUAGAAAACGCCUUUUACAAUUUCACAAUAUUCACGAUGGCAGUAAUGAUGCUUCAGAAGCUGAUGAAGAUAGCAACAGUAAUAGCGCUUCGAAUCACGACAACAAUGAGUUACAACAGAAAACUGAUUCGUUACCACAAGGAAAUGAAACAUCAGCUAAUCCAAAAGAUGCGACAGAAACUUCGGAAGAACAAUUGGCAGACAAAUCAAACAUGAAUGCCAACAAUGCCCUCGAAGAAAGUACAACCACAAAUACUCUACAACAUGACUUUGAAACAGCCGGCAUGUCUUCAGAUUCUUCCAAUUCUUCAUCUGGUUCGAAUACCGCCACAAAUUCACCAAGUGAAAUGUCUAAAUUAAAAGCAAUUUUGCAAAGCAAUGCUUCUGCCGAAAAGCAACCAUCUGCCGACAUAUCGAAUGUCUUAAGAGCAAAUCCGAACAUCUCAAUGCGUGAAUUGUUUCCGGGCGAAGAAGACUUGGGUUUGCACUUCAAAGCACCCUUUGGCGGCAAUAGCAGUCAGCGUACCCCCGAAGGCUGGACUAGAGUACAAACAUUUUUACAGUACGAUGAGCCAACUCGUCGACUCUGGGAGGAAUUACAAAAACCGUAUGGCAAUCAAAGUUCUUUUCUGCGCCACUUGAUUUUACUAGAAAAAUAUUUUCGCAAUGGUGACUUGGUGCUCUCGGCUAGUGCCUCCAGUAAUGCUAGUGUUUAUACACAAACUGUAAGACAGCGUUUAACUUCCUACGACAAAGGUCAUUGUGGAGGUUUACACAUGGGUACUGGCACACCAAAGGAAAAUGCUUCUAGUGGCGGUAGCAGUAGUAACACUUCUAAAGCCAAGGAAAUCGAUCCUCAAAUACCAACAUUUGUAAUCAAUGAAGACGACGAUGAAGAAGAUUCUGAAGAUCAAGAUGUCGAAAUGACUGAGGUAGACAAAUUAUCGAAAUCUUCUUCAUCUAUGCCAAAGGACAGCGGCAAUGCCACUAAUCAAAAUAAACAACAAUUGCAACGAUCACGCAGUCUUUCUGUAGAUAAACUUACCAAACAGUUAAGCUCGAAUGCUGUUACAAUAACAGCACGACCAAAAGACCCAGCAUCAUUGGCAAAUAAUAAGAGAGCUACACCAUCGCCACAAAAAUCAUUGCUUAAAGAUAAUCUUAUGGCAGCGCCCGCCAAUACUUCAAGCUCUUCAACAUCAGCUAACUUAGCAGCGGCUAAUGCUGCUGCAGCAGUAGCUUUGGCGGCCUCUACUGCCUCGGCCAGUGCGGGUUGUCCAAGCAACAGCCGCAGUAUUUUGAAAUGUAAUUUAUUGGGCAUUAAUAAAUCGGUAGAAAUAUUACCUAUCAAUAGUUCUCCAACUACUACCAUAACUAAAUCCACCAGCAAUCCUAACGCACCCCCACCACCGCCUCCCCCUCCAGCUCCCAUACCGCCAGUACCCGAAACUAAACAACAGAAGAUACUUGAUGUGGCCAAUAAAUUGCUGGGCAACCAUUUGGAAGCAGCUGCUGCCAAUCAGAAUAAAAACCAAGCCUCACUUUUAAGUUCACCACCAGAAUUGGUGAGUUUGCAAAGGAGAUCCACGGGACAAGUGAUGCCGGUUGCAGCAUCUGCAAAUAAUAACCAACUAUCUGGUAAUCUUGUCAAACGUCCUCAAUUAUUAGCUAAACCUGGAACAUCAAGACCUCCUCCAAAUGUUGUUAUACUGCCAGAUACGUUAACGCCGCAAGAACGUUUGCAAAGCAAGACAUGGCGUCCCACACUUAUGCCUGUGGAGGAAAAUCAAAAUUUGCUCAACAAAAACGGACCACUAUAUCAGACAGCAGAUGGCCGAAGACUGCCGGCAUUGGUGCAAGUACAAUCGGGGGGCAAACCUUUCCUUAUUUCUAUAUUUGAUUACAAUCGUAUGUGCAUUUUACGCCGCGAAAAACUUAUGCGCGAUCAAAUGUUGAAAGCCACAAAGAAACGGCAAGAAGCUAAGCAACAACAACAGCAGCAGCAGCAACAACAAGCUCAAGCACAUCAGCAGCAACAUCAACAUCAGCAGCAACAACAACAACAACAUUUACAAAAUCAGCAACAACAGCAUCAGCAACAAUUCCAGAAAACAAAUUUACAAAACAUCAACAAAAAUUAUCAAACCUCAUCUGCAGCUGUUAAUCAACGCCAACAACAGGUGGCACAGCAGCAAUUGUUACAAUUGCAACUUUUGCAACAUCAACAAGCUCUAUUCAAAGCAGCCGCUGCUGCCAACAAUUCCUCCAAUUCACAAAACCCACCACGAUAUCAAACAAUUGCUCCCAAACCCGCUACCAGUAACAUCACAACUAUGCCUCCCCUUCAAGCCCCCAUUAACACUAAUGCCAAUUUCACCACCCCCAUGAUGCCUCUAUUAGCAAAUGCUAUUACAAAUGCAGCUAAUACCGGCACUGUCAAUCCCGCCUCCUCCUCCUCACUCAAUAACACAUCAUGGCUGUGGAAUAAUUUCCCCGAUGCCAAUCAACUCUUACUCAAUGGUGGCGCAACUCCGGGGGGUGCGAACGUACCAAAACUCCCCCAACUAUUAGCCAAACCUAACAAUCCUGCUACAACUUUAACAAAUGCCAACAAUGCUAUGAAACAGCAGCAGCAGCAACAACAGCAGCAGCAGCAACAGCACCAGCAACAACAAUAUUUAUUGUCAAAAAUUCCAAAAUCUCUAACUGUUAUACCCCAGCAUAAGCUAAUGCAUAAUAAUGCCGGUGCAGCCAUUGGCAAUACUGGAGGUAAUAUGAUGAAAGAGUGAUGAUUAUUAAAUUGUUAUUGGACAGUUAAAAGUCGCAGAAGAAUUCAUUAUAGCAACCGUAAAUAUAUCAAUAAACGUAAAGGAAGGACUUGUAAUACGCAUUGUCGUAAAACAAAAAAAUAUUAAAAAAAGACUUUUUGGUUAAGUUACAAAGAAAUACAAAUGAAAGGUAUACAACAUCAUUUUAUUUUGGUUAUUUUAUUAUUAUUAUUAUUAUUUUUAAUUAUUACACUUAUAUAAUAAGACUCGUUUAUUUUUUUUUAAAUACUAAUUCAUAGAAAAAAGUGAAUUAAAAUUUGUUAAGUAAAAAAUAACUAUAUACUACCUAUAUUAUAUGUUAAGGAAAUCAACCUCAUAUAUAAAACAAAACCUGUAGUUAAUAAGCAAUACUUAAAAUUUAGAAAUAAAACAAACAAAAAAAUUAAUUUAAAAACAAAGAAUGAAAAAAUGAAACAAAUUAACAAGGUUUUUAGAAAACUAAUAUUUAAGGAAUAACAGUGCCUAACAUUACUAUAUGAAAAAAAAAACAAAAGAAAAAAACAAUAAUUUGAAUAAAAGAUUUUUGGAAAAAAUUAUUUAAAACAUAAAUUGAAUUUGGUUUAUAUUGAACACAAAAUACAUACAUACAUAUACUAUACAUACAUAUAUACAAACACAUACAACUAAACAAAUAUCAAAUUGAAUAAACAAAAGUUAGCAGGUUUACAAAAAAAAGAAAUAAUUAAAGGCCUCCAUAGUUUAGUCAUUAAUAUUUAAGUUGAAUUAAAACAAACAUUUAAAUAACAAAAAAAAAAAAAAAAGAAAAUACAAAAAUAAACAAGCAAAUAUUAUAUUUACUUUAUAACUUUAUGCAUUAAACAUUUAAAUUGUUUAAUUAAAUCUUAUAAUUAAAAUGUUAAUCAUACAAUGAUUUUAUAUUUGUCCUAAGGCAAACUAUAUAUUAUUAUUAUUACUACUAUUUACUACUACUAAAUACAUACACCACAACACACACUCGUACAUAAAAUUCUUAUAUACAUACACACAUACAUACAUAGAGGACGUUAUUUGUUUAUACAUUAAUACAUACAUUUACACAGUUUUUUUUUCUUUUCUUUCCUAAUUUCUUUACUUUUUUUUAUUUAUACUCUUAUUUCUAAACAUAGAAUAUUAUAAAAAUAAUAAUAUAUUACAUACCUACAUUACAUAUUAUUUUAGAACAUUUAAUUUUUUUAUUAAAAUUAUUAUUUUUUGUUAAUAUUAUCAUUUAUAUGUAUAUUUCUUUAACUACAUAAAUCGAAUAUGCAUAAAAUUACUUUGUGAGUUAAUAAAAACAACAAACAAAUCUGUUGUAUAAAAAUUGGAAACAAA
This is a messenger RNA of Calliphora vicina (urban bluebottle blowfly), 9460 nucleotides long. RefSeq names its product enhanced adult sensory threshold (gene east). The record is from RefSeq and is a predicted model, not a curated record. The transcript is spliced from 9 exons. NCBI's taxonomy places the organism in Eukaryota, Metazoa, Arthropoda, Insecta, Diptera, Calliphoridae. Bases 629 to 8110 code for a protein of 2493 amino acids. Gene Ontology annotation, cellular component: nucleus.